AUGAAGAUUGGGGAAAAACAGAAAGGCCCUGUCAUGAAGGCUGUGAUCUGGCUUUCAGGAAGCACUCGUCCAGUUUACUUUUGGGACGAGCGUCCUGUUUCUUGGCUGGCCAUUCGAUGUUCAGAUGAUUCUGAAUGGGAAGUUAAAAUACCUUCAGAGGACACAACUGACGCACAUAUCAAGUACAGUGUCAGCUCCUCUGAAGGGCAGCAUGAAUGUUCAGAGACUGGCAUCCGCUGGCGGUCUGACAGUGACGUCAGUUUGGAGUAUCGGUUUGUUGACUGGAAAUCACUCAGUAAAGAUAUUAUGAAGAAAUACAAACCAUGUGGACCUUUGAUGGACAUCACUGUAACCUCUGGCACACUGGAGGAAAUUCAGCUACCUCACUUUGCCUGUGUAGAUUUUGAAUCUUCCUCAGAUGAUGCAGUGAAAGCUCUUCAUGUAAAGGACGGCACUGUUUCAUUGGAAAGAUGUGAAUUAAGCAGAUUCCAUGCCAAGCUUCUCAAUCCCACCUUCUCAUUCUUGGCAAUUGUUGUAGAGGUGCAACAGUACCUCACCAUGAAAUUUCACUGUGAAACUUUGAUUUAUCGCAACAGAAUAUCUCCUCUUAACCUUCAUGUGUACCUGAUUUUAAAGGAUAAAAGACUUAAGAAGAAAGUGGAGGAGAAGGAGACAAAUAAUAUGGAGAUUUUAAAACCAACUCCAGAUGAAGCCCUUAAAAUCGAUGACAGUUACACCCUGAAGACAUCUGGUGGCUCCAAAAUCAAACCUUCGAGUUUAAAACUGACACCCAACAAGACCAACUUCUUUGAUUUACACAUUCAAGAUGCAAAUGAACCAAUUGAACUCUGUAUAAUGACAAAAGAGGGCCAACAGAUAUGGGAAGUUAAUAUCGAAUCAGAUGAAUUCAACAUAGACAGUUCAGCAUCUGAAUGGCGGCAGGCGACCUCUUCAACCAUGAAUAGAUCCUCGCUAAUUUUUCAAUGGAUGCGCCGCCUGUUAGAGAAUAUGGGACACUCAGCUCGCGCUCGUUUUGAAACGCCUCUUCUGCCAUCCACAAGUGAGCUGAUGAGACUUCGGCUCGGUCGCACAGUUCAGGGGCACGAUGCUGGUCUGACAGGUCAUGGGUCUGCAGAGACUGACACGGCACAGAAACAAGAAAGAUGCAAAAGUGGUGAAGGCGCUGAGUUUGUGGAGAAGCACAGGACAGAGUUGAUCAGACGGGUCUCACUGGUGGAGCCCAUCGCAGACGACAUGAAACCUCUGAUCGGCGACGAAAAAUACCUAACCAUCUUAAACUCAGAAACACCGCAAGACAAAAUGAGAAAGCUUCUGAACUUUCUCACGACAACUAAACUGAAAGAUAAACUUUACCAAAGUCUUUUAAAAAAUGAGCGCUUCCUUGUUGAAGAGUUGGAGUAUUCUGAGUAGUUGCUCUUCCAAGCAUCAAAAGAAUGAAUUCAUUAUGGUUCAUUAUUAUUUUACAGCAGACAGGUCAUUAAUAAUAUAAUGUGGCCUGGGGUAUAAUAAAGCCCAGUGAAGCCGUGGUUUACAGUGAAUUUAUAACAGCUAAGGGGCGUUGUUAGGUACGACGCGAAGCGGAGUGCUAAAAGGAAUUAUACAUUUCAUUAACUUGUUUGCAUGUGUUUUGUAACUUGUAGCUUAUUUUACAUAUGUACUGAAAACUAAUUCAUUUUUGUUGUUGUUCUUGAGGGAUUCAUAGUGUUGCAUAUUUCUGAGUUACACACCUGUUCCCAUUUUUUUCCAUUUAUUAUUGGAGGGUUGUCCCCCCCUAAAAUUAUGAUUAA
This is a messenger RNA of Sinocyclocheilus grahami, 1808 nucleotides long. RefSeq names its product NACHT, LRR and PYD domains-containing protein 1b allele 5-like. The coding region runs from base 1 to 1431 and encodes 476 amino acids. Gene Ontology annotation, biological process: regulation of apoptotic process. NCBI's taxonomy places the organism in Eukaryota, Metazoa, Chordata, Actinopteri, Cypriniformes, Cyprinidae. The transcript is spliced from 11 exons. The record is from RefSeq and is a predicted model, not a curated record.